AUGAUCCAAUCAAUAGAUAUAUUCAACAGCAGAAGUUAGAGUGGAAAUUUUGGAAUGUAAAAUCAUGAAUUUUUAGCAUUCCUCAAGGCUAAGGUCCAAAUAAAGGGAAAGGAUCUCUCAGAUAAUGAUAAAAAUAUAGUUUUAAACUAGAUAAAGGAUUGUAAGAGCCUCAAAAGUGAAUUAAUAAGAGUUGUCUGCCAUUUAUUUGCUAAAAAUGACAUCGAUUACCAGAUAUUUCCAUAGUUUUGGGAUAAAAUAUAGGAUUAAUUUCAAAAGGAAUAAGGUUUAAUAGAAGAUAAUUUGAAGCAUGACUUACUUUUAAUCUUCGAGAAAGUUCGAUUGGAAAGUGAACAGUUAGCAAAUUUAUCUACAGAAUUCUAUAAAAGCCAGAUUAAAAAUUUCUCAAUUUAGGAGUUAAUCUUCUUGAGAAAUCAAUAUCAAUCUAAAAGGCCAGAGUAAUUAGGAAUGAUAAAUAUAUUUGAGAAGAGAGCUAGUAUUCUGAUGUUUUACUUCUCUUUUAAAGAACCAGUUAGAAUGGAUUACCUUAAGAAAGUCAGAUACCCGAACACUUCAUUAGCAAGUAAGUUUGUCCCUUAAUUUAGAAGAAUUGCAAAAAUUGCUAAAGUUUGA
This is a messenger RNA of Stylonychia lemnae, 630 nucleotides long. The record is from the annotation of a GenBank genome assembly. Lineage: Eukaryota; Ciliophora; Spirotrichea; Sporadotrichida; Oxytrichidae.